UGAAGUCUCUCUCUUUCUCUCUCUUCUUUAUCUUCUAUGCAGCCUUUGAAACCCUAGAAGAACUCGAAACUGGUGAUAUAAAUAGGGCUUAUUUCGCGAAGUUUUUAGAAGUCUGAAGGCUCUUAAAUUCAGCGCUCUGGUCGAGAUUUGAAGGAAUUUUAUUUUUUGAAUUGAAUUGAAUUUGUUUGUUUCUGUGCUGGUGUGUUACCUUUUGAAAUCAGAGAUGAGCUCGUUGAGCCGAGAAUUGGUGUUUCUUAUACUUCAGUUUCUCGAAGAAGAGAAAUUCAAGGAGUCUGUUCACAAGCUUGAGAAAGAAUCGGGGUUUUAUUUCAACAUGAAGUACUUCGAAGAGAAAGUUCAAGCUGGAGAAUGGGAUGAAGUUGAGAAAUACUUGUCAGGAUUUACCAAAGUUGAUGAUAAUCGCUAUUCAAUGAAGAUAUUCUUUGAAAUUAGGAAGCAAAAGUAUCUUGAAGCACUUGAUAGGCAAGACAAAGCAAAGGCGGUUGAAAUAUUAGUGACUGAUUUGAAAGUGUUCUCAACAUUUAAUGAGGAACUGUACAAAGAAAUUACACAGCUUUUAACUCUCAGCAAUUUCAGGGAAAAUGAGCAGCUGUCAAAGUAUGGUGACACCAAAACAGCUCGUAGCAUAAUGUUGAUAGAGCUCAAAAAACUGAUUGAAGCAAACCCACUUUUCCGUGAUAAGCUUACUUUUCCUUCACUGAAGUCAUCAAGAUUGCGAACUCUGAUUAAUCAGAGUUUGAACUGGCAGCACCAACUAUGCAAGAACCCAAGGCCAAACCCUGACAUCAAGACUCUGUUUACCGACCAUACAUGUAUGCCUCCAGGUGGUCCUCUUGCACCUACACCUGUCAAUCUUCCUGUUGCAGCAGUUGCAAAGCCAACUUCAUAUACGUCACUCGGAGCACACAAUCCAUUUCCACCCACUGCAGCCCCAGCUAAUGCCAGUGCUCUAGCUGGUUGGAUGACCAAUCCUACUUCUUCCUCUAUUCAAGCUUCUGUUGUUACAGCAUCAUCUAUUCCUCUUGCACAAAAUCAAGUUUCAGUCUUAAAACAUUCAAGAACACCUCCAACAAAUCCAGUAAUGGUUGAUUAUCAGGGUCCUGAACAUGAUCAAUUGUUGAAACGACUACGGCCUACUCCAUCCAUUGAGGAGGUUACAUAUUCAACAUCUCGACAACAGACUUGGUCAGUGGAUGACCUGCCAAGGACAGUGGCUGUGACCUUGCAUCAAGGAUCAACCGUGAUUAGCAUGGAUUUUCAUCCUACUCAGCAAACACUGCUUCUUGUGGGUUCUAGUAAUGGUGAGAUUACACUCUGGGAACUUGCAAUGCGGGAUAGGCUGGUUUCAAAACCAUUCAAGAUCUGGGAUAUGGCAUCAUUGCCAUUUCAGGCCUCUAUUGUCAAAGAUGUACCAGUCUCUGUCAGCCGUGUAGCAUGGAGUCCAGAUGGAAAAUUUGCGGGUGCUGCAUUUACCAAACAUUUAAUUCAGUUGUAUACGUACGCCGGAUCAAAUGAACUACGCCAGCAUUUACAGAUUGAUGCACAUGUUGGUGGUGUGAAUGACUUGGCUUUUGCUCAUCCAAACAAACAACUUUGUGUGGUUACAUGUGGAGAUGAUAAGAUAAUCAAGGUGUGGGAUCUAUCGGGACGUAAACUAUUCAACUUUGAAGGUCAUGAGGCACCUGUAUAUUCCCUCUGUCCUCAUCAUAAGGAGAACAUUCAGUUCAUAUUUUCGACAGCCAUUGAUGGGAAAAUAAAGGCCUGGCUGUAUGACAAUAUGGGCUCCAGAGUUGAUUAUGAUGCUCCUGGUCACUGGUGUACAACUAUGCUUUACAGUGCUGAUGGAAGUAGAUUGUUUUCUUGUGGCACUAGUAAAGAAGGAGACUCUUUCCUGGUUGAAUGGAAUGAAAGUGAAGGAACAAUAAAGAGGACAUAUGUUGGGUUUAGAAAGAAAUCUGCUGGUAUAGUACAGUUUGAUACUACACAAAAUCACUUUUUGGCUGUUGGUGAAGAUAGCCAGAUUAAGUUUUGGGAUAUGGACAAUAACAAUGUUCUCACUAGCACGGACGCAGAGGGUGGACUUGCUAUUCUUCCCCGAUUGAGGUUCAGUAAGGAUGGAAAUCUUCUAGCUGUUACUACUGCAGACAAUGGCUUCAAGAUACUUACUAAUGCUGUAGGUCAUAGAUCUUUAAGAGCAGUUGAAAACCCACCUUUUGAAGCACUGAGAGGGCCUAUUGAAUCUGCUGUUAAGGUUUCUGCCAAUUCUGCUGUUUCAAGUCUUAGUCCUGUCAAUUGUAAAGUUGAAAGGAGCUCUCCUGUCAGACCUUCUCCAAUCAUUAAUGGAGUUGAUCCUGCAAGUAGAAGCAUGGAAAAGCCAAGAACUGUGGACGAUGUAAUUGAUAAAGCCAAACCUUGGCAGUUGACUGAAAUUGUGGAUAGUGGCCAAUGCCGGUUAGUUACACUGCCAGAGAGCACAGAUUCAUCCUGCAAGGUUGUUAGGCUUCUAUAUACAAAUUCUGGUGUUGGCAUUUUGGCACUUGGCUCAAAUGGUGUCCAGAAGCUAUGGAAGUGGCCCCGCAAUGAACAGAAUCCAAGUGGAAAGGCCACUGCCAGUGUUGUCCCACAGCAUUGGCUACCAAGCAGUGGUCUUCCUAUGAUUAAUGAUGUCUCAGGUGGCAACCUUGAAGAAGUAGUCCCAUGCAUAGCACUCUCUAAGAAUGACUCAUAUGUAAUGUCAGCUACUGGUGGAAAGGUUUCAUUGUUCAACAUGAUGACAUUCAAGGUAAUGACCACUUUCAUGCCACCUCCCCCUGCUCCAACCUUCCUAGCAUUCCAUCCCCAGGAUAAUAACAUCAUAGCCAUUGGGAUGGAGGAUUCAACGAUCCACAUAUACAAUGUUCGUGUGGAUGAGGUGAAAUCGAAAUUGAGGGGCCACCAGAAGCGUAUAACUGGUCUAGCUUUUUCGACCAGUCUUAAUAUUUUGGUUUCGUCGGGUGCUGAUGCUGAACUGUGUGUGUGGAGCAUUGAUACAUGGGAGAAGAGGAAAUCAAUUGCAAUCCAAAUUCCAGCUGGAAAGGCACCUAAUGGUGACACCCGAGUACACUUUCAUAUUGAUCAGAUUCGCAUGCUUGUAGUUCAUGAGACUCAGCUAGCAAUAUAUGAUGCCUCCAAGAUGGAACGAAUCCGGCAGUGGGUACCACAAGACGUGUUAUCUGCACCCAUAUCUUGUGCAACAUAUUCAUGUUAUAGCCAAUUAGUUUAUGCUACCUUUUGCGAUGGUAGCAUUGGUGUGUUUGAUGCUGAUACCCUCAGACUAAGAUGCCAUAUUGGCCCCACAGCAUAUAUGUCCCCCGCAGUCUUAAACGGAAGCCAAGCUGUGUACCCGCUUGUCAUAGCUGCACAUCCAGUCGAACCCAACCAAUUCGCUGUUGGGUUGAUAGACGGAUCAGUCAAAGUGUUGGAGCCCUCAGAAUCAGAGGGGAAGUGGGGAGUGUCUCCACCUCUUGAUAACGGGAUACUCAGUAGGACAACAUCAUCAUCAACCACAAGCAACCACACACCAGAUCAAAUACAAAGAUAAGAUGAAGAUGAAAAUGAAAAUGAAAAUGCCUUGUAUUUACAUGUGUCUGUACUUGUAGAUUAUUAGGUUUUAAUAGUGUCCCAAAUGAAUGAAAGGUAAGGGUUAGUGCAUUAAUUUAUUAGAUAUGCACAUUCUUGUAUAAUUAGUUGAUGUAGUCUACUUCCUAUCUGUUUCUUAUUUCUGAGAAUUCACCGUGAAUUAUUUUUCUGCUGUUUCAAUAAAUGUAGUUCGUAUGAGUCCCGCAGGAA
Molecule: messenger RNA, 3849 nt
Organism: Mangifera indica (mango)
Lineage: Eukaryota; Viridiplantae; Streptophyta; Magnoliopsida; Sapindales; Anacardiaceae
Product: topless-related protein 3-like
Exons: 24
Coding region: 224-3601 (1125 amino acids)
Biological process (GO): regulation of DNA-templated transcription
Molecular function (GO): protein binding
Source: RefSeq, a predicted model, not a curated record